AUGCCUCCUAAUUUGAAAAUAUGUCCUUACGCUGAAAAAUGCUACCGAAGAAAUCCCAUUCACUUCAACGAAUAUUCGCAUCCACAUCUGGAUAAGAUAUACAACAGGGGUUUGGACUCACAGACUCGUGAGUAUGUUAUACCAGCUGAAUUAUCCCAAAAUGCGGAUGUGAUUUUGCAACAACUAAAGCUGCUGGAGAAAUUGUUUCCAAAAGAUACCAUGUCGCUUCAAGCCGAAAAUGUGCAGUCUAUACGUGAAACUUCAACUGCGAAGGCAGAAAAGCGGGAAUAUUCUCCUAAGCCAUCAACCUCAAGAGGUGCGAGCAGUGGUGAUAGCAGUUCAAACUUGUCUAAAAAACCGAAAGUUACCAGGAAUAUAAGAGAUUACGUACCCGUUGUUGUUGAAAAGGGUAGAAUGUUGAAGAAGUUAGAAGCGGCUGCGCCGUAUAAUUUUUUCCUAACUGCUAUUACAGACUCCAAACCAACUCAUAAUGAACCUUUGACUAUUACAAUGCAAGAGAUCCUCGACGAAAGUUUGGGGGUUAUUGAAGAGUCUGUUCAGAUAAACUUUAUGGUGGACAUUGGCUGGUUAUUGGGGCACUAUUACUUUGCAGGCAUACUGGAUACGCCUUUACUUGUGUUGUACGGAGAUGAAACGCCAGAACUGCAAACUAUUUCUAAACAUAAACCAAAGGUUAAAGCUAUUAAGGUAAAAAUGCCAACACCGUUCUCAACUUCACAUACAAAGAUGAUGUUGUUGGCGUACAAAGAUAACUCGAUGCGUAUCAUUGUGUCAACGGCAAAUCUUUAUGAAGAUGAUUGGCAUAAUCGCACUCAAGGUGUCUGGAUAAGUCCCACCUUGACGCCACUGGAACCAGAUGCGGAUACUGCUGCAGGUGAAAGUCCUACAAAUUUCCGACAGGAUUUAAUGUUGUAUUUGGUGGAAUAUAAAUGUGCGGAACUACAAACGUGGAUUGCAAGAAUACGAAGGACCGAUUUCAGUGCUAUAAAUGUAUUUUUCAUUGGAUCUGUACCCGGAGGCCAUAGAGAAGGUCCUCGUGGUCAUCCAUGGGGUCACGCUCGUGUUAGUACCAUACUUCAAAAACAUUGUACACCAAUAGAUGAGUCGGUCCCUGUCGUCUGCCAAAGCUCAAGCAUUGGAAGUUUGGGUGGCAAUAUACAAGCCUGGAUACAAAACGACUUACUUAAUAGUUUUCGACGUGAUAAUAAACCCCUCGGAAUCCGCAAAUUUCCUCAAUUUAAAAUGAUAUAUCCGAGUUUUUCAAACGUGAGUGGAAGUCACGAUGGUAUGUUAGGUGGUGGAUGUUUACCUUACAGCAGAAGUACAAACGAUAAACAACCAUGGUUAAAGACCUACCUGUAUCAAUGGACAUCCAAGCUUCGUCAUCGUUCACGUGCAAUGCCACAUAUUAAAUCAUAUAGUCGAUUCAAUGUUGAGGAUAAGUCUAUAUAUUGGUUUAUAUUAACGUCAGCGAACUUAUCAAAGGCAGCAUGGGGUUCCUUUAAUAAAAAUGCAAACAUCCAGGCCUGCUUGCGCAUUGCUAACUUUGAGGCAGGGCUGUUAUUUUUACCUAGGUUUGUGAUUGGUGAGGAUACUUUUCCCCUUGGAACUGCAAGAGAUGGAAUACCACCAUUUCCACUUCCGUAUGAUGUUCCAUUGACCCCAUAUAAUCCAGAUGAUAAACCUUUUUUGAUGGAUUACUUACACGAACUAUGA
This is a messenger RNA of Musca vetustissima, 1737 nucleotides long. It is a transcript of the gene gkt, whose product is annotated as probable tyrosyl-DNA phosphodiesterase. The record is from RefSeq and is a predicted model, not a curated record. NCBI's taxonomy places the organism in Eukaryota, Metazoa, Arthropoda, Insecta, Diptera, Muscidae. The transcript is spliced from 6 exons. Gene Ontology annotation, biological process: single strand break repair; double-strand break repair. Gene Ontology annotation, molecular function: single-stranded DNA binding; double-stranded DNA binding; 3'-tyrosyl-DNA phosphodiesterase activity. Gene Ontology annotation, cellular component: nucleus. The coding region runs from base 1 to 1737 and encodes 578 amino acids.